CACAAAAUACAUAUUCCCCAGACUUUGCCGACAGAACCGAAAGUAAGUGAAUUCUUGCUCAGUGGAGGUUUCGUUUCGAUUUCCGCGUCAGGAAACUGUCGGGAGAAGUUUAGCUGGAGCUGGAGGUCUUACAAGACAGUGACAGAAGAAGAUAAACUCCAUUCAGAGAAAAUGUCCAUUGAGUUUUAUGGAUGGCAAGUCAUCCACGAGGAUAAUGGCCACUUGAAAUCAGGACAAGAGCUUAUAAAUGGGAGAGGAUAUACCAUGUACCAUGGGACCCACAAAAACAAUGCUGCAAGUAUAAUACAGUCAGGGUUUGUACCAUCCCAGGAUGGACUCUUAGGUGCAGGGGUGUAUGUUAGCAGAGAUGUGACCAAAGCAAAAGCAUAUCCCAAGCAAACAGCAACGUGUGACAAAGUGGUCUUCAAGCUGAAAGUUAGAGUUGGUAAAGUGAAGAAAAUAGAUACAGAUAAUCAUCCUCUUCAAAAAACUUGGCAUCAGCAUGGUUACGAUACUGCCUGGGUCCCACCAAAAUGCGGGAUGUUGUUCAUUCCCAGUGGGAAAGAAGAAGACUGCAUCUGGAAUCCCAAACGAAUCACAGUGGUGGAUAUCGCCUACGCGGAUGACCAGGUCAAGAAAGAUCUGAAGAAGCUGAUACAUGAAAAGGCGGCAGCCAAGAAUGCGAAAGUCACGGAUCAGUGUGAUGUCUGUGGUUAUCAAAAAGAUUCAUCCCACACAGUCCACAGGUGCUGGGGUUGUGAGAACGUCAUCUGCCCUUUUAUGAGCAAACAUGUUUGUAAAAAAACAAAAUAACAAGUUCUUUCAGUGGUAAUUUGUUUCUAAUCAUUGUUUCGGACUGAGCUAAUUUCUGUUCUCCUUCUCUAUUAAUAUUAAGCACACCAGGAACAAGAAAAUGGUUUUCCAUCCAAUAAUCUGCUUUCUUCAGUGUUAAACCCAGCUUGUCUACUUUUCACAAUAUCCAUCAAUUCUGACUCUUUCCAGAAGCACAUUUGAUUGUAUUGCUGGUGCAUUUAUCACAACAGCCAAUAGCAGAAUAAUUCCCUUUGGGUAGAUAGGUUCAUGAUAUUUAUUUUCAGCCCAAUUUUCCAAAUGUUUCAUUAACUCUUCCUUUAUCUGCAUUUACACGUGCAUACACAUAAAGGUGCACAUGCUCACACAUAUACAUUACAUUUCUAGCAUUAUUCCUCUGCAUCACAGAUUUUCUUUAUAUUGCAGAUACUGGCACACACACGUCUUCAUGAUUUCUGUCAAUGAGCUUAUCUUGUUAAUUAUGUAUUAUAUCCUCCCAAUAAAUUAUCCUUUCCUAUAAACUGGUUGCUAUACUUGCUGCUGCAUUUCUGCCAAUGUUUGAGACAUUGCUUUCCUUCUUAUUUGGUGAAAUGUUGUGGAAUUAUAGACACAAUGAUUGUAAUGUGGUACUUGCCCACCUAAGUGCACGCCUGUCCAUCUGCUCACUGAGUGCAUUAACCAAUGUCAAAUACAGCAAAAAAAUGCCAAAGAGGUUUUCUUCCAUCUUUAUUUACUACAAUUGCUCUGUGAGUAAUUUUUACCACCUGGAAAUUCACCUCCAAGCCAUUCGCCACCCUGAGUUGGAAAUAUAUCGCCGUUCCUUCACUGUUGCUGGAUCAAAAUCCUGAACCUCCCUCCGUAAAGACAUUGUUGGUCAACUUAUAGUACAUGAACAGAAGGCAACUCGCUACUAUUUUCUCAAGGGCAACUAGUGAUGGGUCAUAAAUGCUGGCCCAGCCAAUGAUGCACCUGUUCCAUGAGUGAAUUCACACUAGAAAUGUUUGAUACUUUCACAAAUACACUAACAGUAGUCAGUACCGAAAAAGCUUUGAAGAUAAGUAACACCAUUCCUUAUGUCACCAUCCCAUAGAGUCCAAGGAUGUUUAGGACCAAUUUGCUAUGUGUUGUCUUCAGUAACUUCGGAUGGAGUAAUAUUUUGGAUUCUGCUACUUGCUUGAUCCACCUUUGGGCAUGGAGAAGAAAAAUCAUCCCGAUUCAUGCUCACCAAUCCAGUCCAAUUCAUCUGACCAUUCCAGAGCAAAGAUUUAGCUGUGACAGCCACCUUGGUGAAAUGGUGAGCCCUGACUAUAAGUAACACAUAAUGAAUGGCUACUCGCUACAUGUGGAUCUAUACGCCAACAGGAGGGGAAGGAGUGAGAAAAUUGUAGCAGAUUAAAACACACAAAAGCUGAUGCUCUUGUGGUAACUGCAAUGGAAGGAUUGCAUUUCUGUGUCAUGUUACAGUCUAAUGAUACAAGGUGUGAAAAUAUUAGAACAAUGUUGUACCAUAUGCAAUAUCGUGUUUACAGUUUCAACUAAGCUGCCUUCUGUUGUCAAAAAGAAAACUAAUACUCAUUACAUUUUACACUAAGCAGGUAUAAUGUUAACGUCUGAGAAUAUCUGAUUCUAUAAUUAUACUGUAGUUAUAAGUAGUUUAAAAUAACAGUUGAACAAUUCAUAGAGGAAUUUUACAUGCAUGAAUUAAUUUAUCUGCUACCAGUGAAAAUUAAAUUCUGAGUUCUGAAGAGAUAAAUUUGUAAGGACAAUGCUCAAAAUAACCUGUUGUGUAGCAUGCAUAUUUUUAAAGAUGUACCACUUUUUACACUUUUGAGUUGCUUUUCAAUUGUGAAUUGCCACUGUGUAUAUUGUAAAACUGCAUUAAAAUGUCAGAGGAAAUCAGAAA
This is a messenger RNA of Rhincodon typus (whale shark), 2713 nucleotides long. RefSeq lists its product as uncharacterized. NCBI's taxonomy places the organism in Eukaryota, Metazoa, Chordata, Chondrichthyes, Orectolobiformes, Rhincodontidae. Gene Ontology annotation, molecular function: NAD+ poly-ADP-ribosyltransferase activity. The transcript is spliced from 2 exons. The coding region runs from base 172 to 813 and encodes 213 amino acids. Gene Ontology annotation, cellular component: cytoplasm. The record is from RefSeq and is a predicted model, not a curated record.